GGGAACGUGGUGCACCUGCACGAGCGGGAUUGCUCCAUCCAGCGGCGGCACCAGAAGGUUGUGGAGAUCGCCCCGGCUGCCCGGCUGCCCCCCGAGCUCCGCGCCCGCCUGGCCCAGGACGCCGUGCGCCUGGCACAGCAGGUGGGCUACGAGAACGCGGGCACCGUGGAGUUCCUGGUGGACCAGAACGGGGACUAUUAUUUCAUCGAGGUCAACUCGAGGCUGCAGGUGGAGCACACGGUCACCGAGGAGAUCACCGAUGUGGACCUGGUCCAUGCCCAGCUGCAGGUGGCCGCGGGCCGGUCUCUGCCCGAGCUGGGGCUGGUGCAGGAGAACAUCCGGGUCAAUGGUUGUGCCAUCCAGUGCCGCGUCACCACCGAGGACCCCGCGCGCGGCUUCCAGCCCGACACCGGACGCAUCGAGGUGUUCCGCUCCGGGGAGGGGAUGGGGAUCCGCCUGGACGGGGCCUCAGCGUUCCAGGGGGCCCUGAUCUCGCCCCACUACGACUCCCUGCUGGUGAAGGUGGUGGCCCACGGGCCCGACCAGCCCUCGGCCGCCGCCAAGAUGAGCCGGGCCCUGGCCGAGUUCAGGAUCAGGGGGGUCAAGACGAACAUCCCGUUCCUGCAGAACGUCCUGGCCCACCCCCAGUUUUUGAAGGGCUCCACAGACACCCAGUUCAUCGAUGAGAACCCCGAACUGUUCCACCUGCGCCCGGGGCAGAACCGAGCCCAGAAACUGCUGCACUACCUGGGUCAGGGGCUGGGGAGUCCUGGG
This is a messenger RNA of Neopelma chrysocephalum (saffron-crested tyrant-manakin), 774 nucleotides long. Its product is annotated as pyruvate carboxylase, mitochondrial-like. Gene Ontology annotation, molecular function: metal ion binding; pyruvate carboxylase activity; ATP binding. The record is from RefSeq and is a predicted model, not a curated record. The transcript is spliced from 5 exons. NCBI's taxonomy places the organism in Eukaryota, Metazoa, Chordata, Aves, Passeriformes, Pipridae. Gene Ontology annotation, cellular component: cytoplasm. Gene Ontology annotation, biological process: gluconeogenesis; pyruvate metabolic process. The annotation marks the transcript as partial.